Messenger RNA from Perkinsus marinus ATCC 50983, 2833 nucleotides. RefSeq lists its product as hypothetical. Bases 1 to 2811 code for a protein of 936 amino acids. The transcript is spliced from 17 exons. The record is from RefSeq and is a predicted model, not a curated record. Lineage: Eukaryota; Perkinsozoa; Perkinsida; Perkinsidae.
AUGCCCGUUCGCAGUUCCUCCUCCUUCUCUUGUUUCACCAUUGCUAUGCUACGUUACGGUAACCUAGACGAGCAGCCUACUGCUCCUGAGGCCCUCAGUGGCAAACCGAGCAAAUCUCUUGCAGAGUACUACGAUAAAGUAGUUGAGUUCCUACGUGGACAAAUCAUCGGUCGCGACCAGCGAAUAUCAAUACCGUUCGACAACUCCACCAGGAAAAUAGUAUACGCCGAUUACACAGCUUCUGGUAGGGGACUUCAGUGCAUUGAAGAUUUCAUCACUCACAAAGUGCUCCCGGUAUACGGCAAUACUCAUUCGAUAGCAUCAGCAACAGCGCGGCAAACUACGUUUUAUCGUUCCGAAGCCCGGGAGAAAGUUCGAGCGUAUUUCAAUGCAAAUCAUCAGGAUUCUGUUAUAUUUUGUGGCGCGGGUGCUACGGGUGCUGCGAGUAAAUUCUUGGAAAUUCUGUGGAAGAGUCGCGGCUUCGACACGCAGGGCGAAGAUGAAGAUGAAGAUGAGAGGAAGUACUUCACCCAGGACCGAUGGGGCGGAUGCGAAUGCACUUUAUGUGGAGUUCGGCUGAAGAACGAAGCUGUUUACCGAUCGCACGUGAAAACAGCUAUGCAUACUGAUAAAAUUAUGGCAACAGCAGCAACAGCGAAGAAGAGAAGAAGUCGACGACGUGCGGUUUUGAUAGUUGAUCCUGUUAACCACCAUAGUUCGACUCUGCCAUUUCGGGAAAUAUUACCACAUUUUCCGAUAAUAAAGGGAGGGACGGCCUCAGUGACGGGCUCACAAUACAAAGUUUCAGGAGUAGUUGACGAUAGUGUUGAUAACGUGUUCGAGACGGAGUUGAAAGAGCUUCCGUUGGACCCCGUUACGGGGUCGGUGGAUAUCACAGCGCUGGAGGGAACUUUGAAAGAAAUUGCUCACUUCAACGAGUUGACAUCAACUGACACAACAGCUGUUCCGAUAGUCGUACUCUCUGCGUGCAGUAAUGUGACGGGAGUGAUGCUAGAUAUCCCGAGUGUAUCUACGUUGAUACAUUCAUACAACGGUAUUGCCUGUUGGGAUCUAGCAGCAGCGAGUAGUAAAAUAAAAAUUGAUAUGAAUCCAGUAUCACACCCGCAAGGCUACAUCGACUUUGCCUUCGUAUCGCCGCAUAAACUCCUCGGAGGUCCGGGGAGUAGUGGUUUGUUGUUGUGCAAAAAGAGACACCAAACAAACGUGGUACCCGCUGUGUGUGGUGGUGGAGUGGUUUUCUAUGUAAGCCCGGUUGCACACAGUUAUAUACAGAAUCACGAGGAGAGGGAGGAAGCGGGUACCCCUGAUAUUCUUGGGUGUAUUCGGGCGGGUGCGGUAUAUCAUUUGCACAGUAUGUUGGACCAUGAUAGGAUUGCUGAUACGGAAAGAAGGAUGGCGAGAGAACUUACGGAGAGGCUCUCCGAGUGCAGCAAAAUUCAUAUAUUGGGGCCUAAGGACAGAAUUCCUGCUGCUGUUGAUGAUGACAGCAUUGAAGGCCUCAUCAAAAGAGCCGACAAGAUCGUCGAAAACGCCUAUUCGGCGGGCCAGGUUCCGUUUUCAGCUGUGAAGUGUCCCUUAUUGGAUCCCGAGUUGGCGGACCUAAUAUGGUUUGCCUUGCCGACUGAUUGCAAGUGGUCUAUGGAGGGGGUAGUUGGCGAACCAAAACCGAAGAUCUGUACGGACCCUAACGUACCACUCUUCAAAGGAGGUGUGGAGGGGAAGCUUCCUGUGAGACCUACUGAGAGUAUCUUCAAUUCAUCGAUUUGGUCGAAGUCUGAGGAAGAGCGGAAGUUGAUUAUUGCAUCGCAUAGUACCCCACAGCAAGAGGAAGUGAGGCGUGAGGGUCCUACGGAUUUGGCCUCUCCUCACGUUGAACUUCAUCCGAGUGGCUUCCCACAGACUUCCAUCACGCCAGUUGUGUCUAAGAAACUUCGGUUACUCACUGGUACGGCCGUAAGAGAUUUCCAAAUGAUUAACGAAGGCGAUAAGAUUCUUGUUGGCCUCUCGGGUGGUAAGGACAGCUUGACGAUGCUGCACUUGCUGUUGGCGAUGAGGAAGCGCUCGCCCGUGAAGUUCACCGUCGGUGCUGCUACUGUUGAUCCUCAAACGCCUGAAUACAGUCCGGAGCCUCUGAAGAGAUAUAUGGAGGCGCUAGGGGUGGAGUAUCACUUCUUGUCUAAGCCGUUGAUUGAGAUGGCGAAGAAUUCACUCGAUCCUAAGAAACCAAGUCUGUGUAGUUUCUGUGCUCGAAUGAAGCGGGGUAUGCUGUACUCAUGUAUGCGGGAGUUCGGGUACACCUCGCUGGCUUUGGGACAGCAUUUGGAUGACCUCGCUGAGAGCUUCGUCAUGAGCGCUUUCCAUAAUGGUACAUUGAGAACGAUGAAAGCUAACUACUUCGUCCAGCAGGGUGAUAUAAGAGUGAUCCGUCCGUUAGUGUAUUGUCGAGAAAAACAGCUCGCAGAGUUUGCCACUGAGAAUUCACUACCAGUGAUCUCGGAUAACUGCCCGGCGUGCUUCGCAACACCUAAGGAAAGGCAUCGUGUGAAGGUCCUCUUGAGUGAACAGGAGUUCGACUAUCCCCGGUUAUUCAAUAGUUUGUUGAGUACUAUGAAGCCAUUGAUGGCUAUCAGAAAUGCUGGGAAGGCGAGCGAUAUUGCUAAGGGGAAGAUUUCUGGUGAUGAGAAGAUGUCGACAGUCAGGAGCACUUCGGAUGAGGAUACUGAUCAAGCCGCUGAGGAAUGCAUCAUGUCUUGCAAUAUCGGUGGUGCGUGCCCGUUACCGAAGAAGUAGAGAUGUACAUACCAAUAGUACU